AUGGCUGUCAUAGCUUCCCCCCGACCCUCCUGUGAGGGGACAUUUCACAUUUCAGAAACGCUUCUGAACCGGGCUACCAUUUGGACCCCGGCCCUACACGCUAGGGGAAGCCAGAAACUGGGCCUGGCCGCGGUAGCGGCCUCCGCUAGGGGGCUUCGGCGGGAGCAUUCCCGGGGGCGUCGCCUGCUUCCGCCGCCGUCUCCUUCAGUGAAAGUCCCUUUUGGGUCCAGCUGCCAUAACCGCCGCGCUCGGUCCGGCCGGGCGGGGGACACGCCAGGUCUGCGUGGGCUCGGUGCCGCCACGCCCAGCGGCCGUCCGAGCCCUGCGAGCAGGGGGAGGAGCUGCAGCCAGUGGAGGCGGAGGAGGCUGGAGGAGGCGGAGACCGCCGAGAAGGCGGAGGAGGCGGAGAGGAAGGUGGAGGGGAAGGUGGAGGCGGCCGGGAAGGUGGACGCCACCGAGAAGGUGGAGACGGCGGAGACGGCGGAGACGGCGGGGCCGGUGGACGCCGCCGGGAAGGUGGAGACGGCAGAGGGUCCCGGCCGCCGGGCUGAGCUCAAGCUGGAGCCCGAACCCGAGCCGGUCGGGGAGGCGGAGCAGGAGCCGAAGGGGGAGCCGGAGCCGGAGCUGAAGGAUGAGAACCCAGCGCCGAGCGGCGGUGGCGGCAGCGGCAGCGGCAGCGGCGACGGCGACGAGGUUCCUCCCCCCACCCUUCCCUCCGAUCCGCCGCGUCCCCCCGACCCCUCUCCGCGUCGCAGCCGUACCAGGCUCCGAACCCCACCGCAGCCUAGGCCACGGCCCCCGCCCCGGCCCCGGCCCCGGCCCCGGCGCGGCCCUGGGGGCGGAUGCCUGGAUGUGGAUUUUGCUGUGGGGCCACCAGGUUGUUCCCACGUGAACAGCUUUAAGGUGGGAGAGAACUGGAGGCAGGACCUGCGGGUCAUCUACCAGUGCUUCGUGUGGUGUGGAACCCCAGAGACCAGGAAAAGCAAGGCAAAGUCGUGCAUCUGCCAUGUGUGUGGCACCCAUUUGAACAGACUCCACUCUUGCCUUUCCUGUGUCUUCUUUGGCUGCUUCACAGAGAAACACAUCCAUGAGCACGCUGAGACAAAGCAACACAACUUAGCAGUAGAUCUUUACUACGGAGGUAUAUACUGCUUCAUGUGUAAGGACUAUGUGUAUGACAAAGACAUUGAGCAAAUUGCCAAAGAAGAGCAAGGAGAAGCCUUGAAAUUACAAGCCACCACCUCGACAGAGGUUUCUCACCAGCAAUGUUCAGUGCCAGGUCUUGGUGAGAAAUACCCAACCUGGGAAACGACCAAACCUGAGUUAGAACUCCUGGGGCACAACCCACGGAGGAGAAGAAUCACCUCCAGCUUUACCAUCGGCUUAAGAGGACUAAUUAAUCUUGGCAACACGUGUUUUAUGAACUGCAUUGUCCAAGCCUUGACCCACACUCCAAUUCUGAGAGAUUUCUUUCUCUCUGACAGGCACCGCUGUGAAAUGCCCAGUCUUGAGUUGUGUCUGGUCUGUGAGAUGUCUUCGCUCUUUCGGGAGCUGUAUUCUGGAAACCCAUCUCCACAUGUUCCCUAUAAGUUACUGCACCUGGUGUGGAUACAUGCUCGGCAUUUAGCAGGAUACAGGCAACAGGAUGCCCACGAGUUCCUCAUUGCAGCGCUAGAUGUCCUGCACAGGCACUGCAAAGGUGAUGAUGUUGGCAAGGCAGCCAACAAUCCCAACCACUGUAACUGCAUCAUAGACCAAAUCUUCACAGGUGGCCUGCAGUCCGAUGUCACCUGUCAAGCCUGCCAUGGUGUCUCCACUACUAUAGACCCAUGCUGGGACAUCAGUUUGGACUUGCCUGGCUCUUGCACCUCCUUUUGGCCCAUGAGUCCCGCGAGGGAGAGUAGUGUGAAUGGGGAAAGCCACAUACCAGGCAUUACCACCCUCACAGACUGCUUGCGAAGGUUUACAAGGCCAGAGCAUUUAGGAAGCAGUGCCAAAAUCAAAUGUAGUAGUUGUCAAAGCUACCAAGAAUCUACCAAACAGCUCACGAUGAAGAAGUUACCCGUUGUUGCCUGUUUUCAUUUCAAACGGUUUGAACACUCGGCCAAGCAGAGGCGCAAGAUCACUACAUAUAUUUCCUUUCCUCUGGAGCUGGAUAUGACACCAUUUAUGGCCUCAAGUAAAGAGAGCCGAAUGAAUGGACAGUUGCAGCUGCCAACUAAUAGUGGGAACAACGAGAAUAAGUAUUCCUUGUUUGCUGUAGUUAAUCACCAAGGAACCUUGGAGAGUGGCCACUACACCAGCUUCAUCCGGCACCACAGGGACCAGUGGUUCAAGUGUGAUGAUGCUGUCAUCACCAAGGCCAGUAUUAAAGAUGUACUGGACAGUGAAGGGUAUUUACUGUUCUAUCACAAACAGGUCCUGGAACAUGAGUCAGAAAAGGUGAAGGAAAUGAAUACGCAAGCCUACUGAAGCAGCACUCAGACCUACCUGUAAUGAAAGAUGAUGGCACCUGUACAACUGGCAUCUAGAUUUAAAUGGAGAUUUAAAUGACCUACUUGACCGUGGCCCCUGAGCCUGACAGAGUAAGAAUUUAACAGUACCCAGUGUCCAAAAGGUCCUGAUUGGAAGAGAAAUAGAAGGGGAGGGAGAAGAGGCUCUAGUCUAAGCAGACACUUAAAGGAAAUUAAAUGGCAGAAAUGCUCUGGGUGGGGAAGGCAGAAGAGGGAAAAUCGAGACACUGGUUCAUAUCCUAUAUUCCUCCGAAAGGUUGUGUGGGAAGGUGUGGG
This is a messenger RNA of Nannospalax galili (Upper Galilee mountains blind mole rat), 2789 nucleotides long. RefSeq names its product ubiquitin specific peptidase 27 X-linked. Bases 1 to 2472 code for a protein of 823 amino acids. Gene Ontology annotation, biological process: protein deubiquitination. The transcript has 3 exons. NCBI's taxonomy places the organism in Eukaryota, Metazoa, Chordata, Mammalia, Rodentia, Spalacidae. Gene Ontology annotation, molecular function: zinc ion binding; cysteine-type deubiquitinase activity. The record is from RefSeq and is a predicted model, not a curated record.